Striga asiatica is the source of this 1651-nucleotide messenger RNA. Lineage: Eukaryota; Viridiplantae; Streptophyta; Magnoliopsida; Lamiales; Orobanchaceae. The record is from the annotation of a GenBank genome assembly.
CGAACACGCGUAGUUCUUUCAACUCGCGACUCUGAUAAAAACUUCGGAUCUGCUUAGCAUUUGAAAGAUCUUUCAGAACGUGCGAAAAUGCAAGGUGGAUCAACCGGCAUCGGCUACGGCCUCAAGUAUCAGGCCAGAUGCAUUUCGGAUGUGAAGGCGGAUACAGAUCACACGAGCUUCCUGACCGGCACUCUCAGUCUCAAAGAAGAAAACGAGGUGCAUCUGAUAAGGCUCUCGUCUAGUGGCACUGAAUUGAUCUGCGAGGGUUUGUUUUCUCAUCCGAACGAGAUAUGGGAUCUUGCGUCUUGUCCUUUUGAUCAGAGGAUUUUCUCUACUGUAUUCUCUUCUGGGGAAGCAUAUGGGGCAGCGGUAUGGCAAAUUCCAGAGUUGUAUGGCCAACUUAGUUCGCCUCAGCUGGAAAGUGUUGCUUCUCUCGAUGCACACACCUGCAAAAUUAGAAGUGUACUCUGGUGGCCUACAGGAAGGCAUGACAAGCUAGUUAGUAUUGAUGAGCAAAAUCUCUUCCUCUGGAGCUUAGAUACUUCAAAGAAGACUGCUCAGGUACAAUCAAAAGAAUCAGCCGGCAUGCGUCAUAGUUUAAGUGGCGGAGCGUGGGACCCGCACGACUUCAAUAAUGUAUCUUUAACAUGUGAUUCAUCAGUUCAACUUUGGGAUUUGAGGACAAUGAAGAAGACUCAUUCAAUUGAGCGUGCCUAUGCCCGCGAUGUCGACUAUGACACAAAAAGAAGGUACAUGCUUGUAACUGCUGAAGAUGAGUCUGGCAUUCACAUAUGGGACAUUAGAAAGUUGAAAUUUCCAGUUGCAGAUCUUCCUGGGCAUUCACACUGGACAUGGGCUGUUAAAUGUAAUCCAAUGUAUGAGGGCCUUAUUCUGAGUGCUGGAACUGACUCAGCUGUAAAUUUGUGGUUGGCGUCUCUACCAAACAAUGAUGGCUCGGUCUCAGAUAGUUUGGAGUCACCAGCCAAGUCACCCGAGACAUUGCUCAAUUCAUACAAUGACUAUGAAGACAGUGUUUAUGGUCUUGCUUGGAGUUCUCGGGAACCAUGGAUAUUUGCUUCAUUGUCUUACGAUGGAAGUGUGGUUGUGGAAUCAAUAAAACCUCAUCUUUCUAGAAAAUGAAAGUUAACAAUAUGUAGUAAGUGAAAAUUCUUAAGCAAAAUUAUCUUGUGCUGAUCUCUGAUACUCAUGGAAAUACUUUAGAAACCUGAACCUUCUGAGACAGAUAUUACACUACGGCAAAGCUUACUCUGUCGUUGAAGAUGUAUUUGCACGUUUUAGCCUUGGUUUAGUUUGUAAGAUGGAUUUCUUUGUUUGUGUUUCAAAAUAUUACUUGGUCCUGAUUCACCUUUACCUUUACCGGCAACUGAUUGGUGCAGUCUUGGCCUGUUGUUUUUUCCCCCCUUCUCUUUUUUCUUCUAUGAAUUAUGCAAGUUGAAUAGGUUGCUUGAAACUUGUAGCACAUGGUGACACAAUAUCAUAUUAUGGGCUAAUUCCACUACCCACCCACCUACCCACCCAUGUAAGAGCAUCUCCAAUGGCCUUUGGAUUGCCUUAUUUUAUUGUCACAUGGCACAAAAAAACUUAUGUGGCAUAAAAAAAUUCUAGAAGUCAUUCUAGAUGUAGAAGUACU